This is a messenger RNA of Heterobasidion irregulare TC 32-1, 951 nucleotides long. RefSeq lists its product as uncharacterized. NCBI's taxonomy places the organism in Eukaryota, Fungi, Basidiomycota, Agaricomycetes, Russulales, Bondarzewiaceae. The record is from RefSeq and is a predicted model, not a curated record. The transcript has a single exon. The coding region runs from base 1 to 951 and encodes 316 amino acids.
AUGAUCAGCAUCGAAGCACCGGACCUCUGCGCAGGAGAGGGAGGUGAGCGCCACAACUCGCCUCCCUCGGUGUUCCAGGGCAUCGACUAUCUAUUCACGAUAUCUGUCUCCGCUCCACGUAACGUUACCAUAGCCGAUAAGUCCAAGCACGCUAAACUCACAGCAAGUCGGCCGCAAUCUAUACAGAAACUCCUCGUGAGUGAAGGGGGGGCCCCACAGCCCGGCCCGCGCGCUAUCAGCGAUCUCCUUCCUUCGUGGUCGUCCGGUGGCCGUCCUCCUCGUCCCCGUCGUCUGAUCAGAAAUUGUCUACGACAAGGGACCACCCAGGCCACCAGACAGCCAGACAGCCAGCCAGUCCCGUCCAAGCACGGACCGCAGCUCCCACGCACAGUCGCAGCCCCUCGGCGCACUAGGCCCUUUCCAUGCUCCGUGGACGAUCAUUUGCUCACGCGUGAGCGUCAUGCGCCCCCUUUGGCGAUGACGAUCUCAAUCGUAAUCUGCGCACGACACGACACCAUUUGCGGCAGCGCGCGCAGCACACCUGGACAACGAGACGAGACGAAGGACAACGCGUCCGAUGAAAUAAACAGAUACGUUACACGUGGUUCGACGACGAGGUCAGGUAUAGCAACACAGCACGGGAUAUCUAAAUGUAUGUGGAGAGGCACGGCGGGGAAUCGAGAAGACUGCGAGGGAAAAAAAGAAGACUCGACGACGAUCGCUAGACACGGGGGCAAUGACCAAAAGAAACAGAGACAAACAAAACAGAGCAAAAUAGUGAUUGAAAAAAAAAAAAAGAAAGGAACACAUAAAUGGGAGGGAGAGAAAGAAAAGAGGGACAGCGCUGGGACGGAGGAAACCCAAAGGGGGACACUUGCGCGAUGCCGCGGCACACGAGCGACCGCGCAGCCGCGGACAGAGGAGAGAUACGUACAUGUGAAUAAAGAGUAA